Perca flavescens (yellow perch) is the source of this 414-nucleotide messenger RNA. Its product is annotated as E3 ubiquitin-protein ligase RNF4. Gene Ontology annotation, biological process: positive regulation of transcription by RNA polymerase II. The record is from RefSeq and is a predicted model, not a curated record. The transcript has 4 exons. Gene Ontology annotation, molecular function: transcription factor binding; zinc ion binding. Lineage: Eukaryota; Metazoa; Chordata; Actinopteri; Perciformes; Percidae. The annotation marks the transcript as partial.
AUUUUGAACUGACCACGGUUUCUUCUUCUUCUGUUUCUUCUUCUGUUUCUUCUUCUGCGGUGACGAUCCAGCUGGUGGACGAAGGUCCUCAGAGAGUCUCGGCCGCUGAGAGCUACGUGGUCAGCAGCGAUGAAGACGAGGCCACGCCCCCCAGGCUCCACGCCGCCGUGAUGUCAUCGGACCAGACCAACGGCUCCUCCAGGUCGACUCCGGGGACGAUCAGCUGUCCCGUCUGUCUGGACUCGUACUCAGAGAUCGUGGAGAGCGGCCGAUUGGUUGUCUCCACCAGGUGUGGUCACGUGUUCUGCAGCGUGUGUCUCCGAGACGCUCUGAAGACGUCGCACAGCUGCCCCACCUGCAGGAAGAGGCUGACCCCCCGCCAGUACCACCCCCUCUACGUCUGACAUCAUGAUG